AUGCAUAUAUUUAUUUCAAUAUUUCUAUUACCCAACUUUUUUAAACAUUUUUUUAAAGGACCAUAUAGUCUUAUUUGUGAAGAGGGUGAAUUAUAUAAAAAUAGACAUUCAAGAUGGUCAGUGGGAAUGUUUACAUUAAGUAAAUCAUGGCUUCUUCUAGAUACAUUUAUAUCAAUAUGUUUAAAUAAACAAUUAGAAUAUGGAUCUGUAAUACAUCAUUCAUUAGUAUUACUUCAAGUUGGUUUUACUUUUAAAAGUGCUGGUGCUUCUGUAAGAUUACCAAUUUUAUUAAAUUCAUUAAUUGGUACUGUAACAUACUUUUACUUUAUAGCAUUACAAUUAGAUGUAAAAGUUAAUUUUUUAAGAAGAUAUAUAAUUAUAGGACAAAGAUGGCAAUUUGUUAUAGGUAUUUUACUUAUUUGUAUAAUUAAAAUGUGGAAAAAUCGAGGAUAUAAUUGUGAAAUAUCAUAUUUAGCUUUAGAUUUUAAUUUGUUUAUUUACAUUAUAUUUUUUGGAUUAGCAAUUUUGAAGUCACAAUAA
Strongyloides ratti is the source of this 540-nucleotide messenger RNA. RefSeq names its product GNS1/SUR4 membrane protein family-containing protein. Gene Ontology annotation, cellular component: endoplasmic reticulum membrane. Gene Ontology annotation, molecular function: fatty acid elongase activity. Bases 1 to 540 code for a protein of 179 amino acids. The record is from RefSeq and is a predicted model, not a curated record. The transcript is spliced from 2 exons. Lineage: Eukaryota; Metazoa; Nematoda; Chromadorea; Rhabditida; Strongyloididae. Gene Ontology annotation, biological process: fatty acid elongation, saturated fatty acid; fatty acid elongation, polyunsaturated fatty acid; very long-chain fatty acid biosynthetic process.